Molecule: messenger RNA, 407 nt
Organism: Wyeomyia smithii (pitcher-plant mosquito)
Lineage: Eukaryota; Metazoa; Arthropoda; Insecta; Diptera; Culicidae
Exons: 3
Coding region: 30-407 (125 amino acids)
Source: RefSeq, a predicted model, not a curated record
UCGGAUCGGAUCCUCUCGAAAGAAAAACGAUGGGAAAAGAAAAGCGUGUGCAGCUACGUGUAGGAGUAAAAUCCGCAAAAAGGUUGUCGCGUGGGCGGCCGGCUUCGGAGGGGUGCGACAGUGGUUCCGUACUCAGCGUGCGGCAAAUAGGAUUGUGUAACAUCGCUGGUGAGUUGUUUACAAUUGCACAAGAUUGGAUCCCGAGGAGCGUUCGCAGUUUGAGUUCCGGCUGGAUGCUAGGUGCAAAGUGGUUGCAGCCGGCCUCGGGUGCUGAAGUGUGUCCUUCGUUGAAUUACAUAAUUUGGCUCGAGUUCUCCCGAGCCGUGUUCCCAAUGACAUUCGCAGUCUACGUGCCACGCCAGGUGGGGUGUGGGGGGAAGAAGAAUCGCCGUCUCGGUUUGGUGUGA